Parnassius apollo (apollo) is the source of this 1653-nucleotide messenger RNA. The record is from the annotation of a GenBank genome assembly. Lineage: Eukaryota; Metazoa; Arthropoda; Insecta; Lepidoptera; Papilionidae.
AUGGAUUUUUUGCGUAAAGUUGCUAGACCUAAUCCUCCUCAAGAGUCUGUUGCGUCGCGUAUAUCUCAACCAGGGACAGAAGGCAGUACUCAGUUGUCUGAAAAUUCGCAACCAAGCACUUCUAAAAGACAAAAGACCAUGCCACCACAGCAACAUAUAAUGGACUUAGAUGUCAAAAUGAGCGAGUUUUUAGACAGCAGGCUAUCACAACAAACUGAUCCCCCAAUUUUAUCAUUUUUUAAAGUCAAAAUGUCACUACCAAAUUCCAGAAGUCUAGCAUUAAAAGAAAUUAUUAAAGAUCUCCAAAAAAAUAGUUCGACAAAUAUCGAAGUAGAAAAAGAAAAUUUAUUACCAGUAAGCCCAACCGACCAGAAAGAACCGAUAGAAAAUCAAGUUGUACCUUCUACUUCAAAAAGAAACAUACCUUUAAAUGAACGUGCUUAUAAUGUACACCAAAGUUUACGUGAUAAAGGAUCGUCCUACUCUUCCGAUCAAAAGUCUGAUCAAGAUUUUUCGCCUGCUUCCGAUGAUGAUAGGGAGUAUAUACCCCCAUCUAUAGCUGACAGUUCGUCUUCAGACGAUGAUUUCAAGCGACAAAAUAAACAAAAACAACAUAAAACUUACCUCUCUCAGCCAAUCAAAUCUUUGGAAGAAACAAAGUGUCCAAUUAAAUCCGUCUCGUCAAGAUCAACUUCUAUGUCGUCAUCUUCUAAUACUUCGAAAUCCAACUCUAACACCAGCUCAGAUUCUUCUAGCUCAGAUUCCGAGUCUGAUUCCUCAAAAUAUUCAGAAGAUUACACAUCUCAUUUUAAUGAAGUUUCUUCUAUAGAAUCAAAUAUGAAUACAAAUAACAUUUCUGGACACUUCCCUCAUUCUGAAAAUUUACUUAACACCAGUCCAAGUGCUUUAAAUUUAUCUACAGAAAUUUCAACGGAUGUCCGAAAAUUCCAUAACUCGAAUGAACCGUUACCACUAAAAGUUCUUGCACAGAAAAUUGUCACCUCAUUAAUUACACAUCAACAAUCUUAUUUGUCUGCUUCUCGUUCAGCGGAGUGCCAAAAUUCUAACUCUUCUCCUAAAAAGACACGCAAAAGAAAACGAGGAAUAAACAAAAAAGCCUUGGCAAAAACAUUGCGCAAUUUAGGGCAAUCAUAUACAUCUACCUCAAAUGUUGUUAAAUCUUGUAGAAAAAUAGGAAAUCCUUGCGGUGAUGGUUGCCGACAAAAAUGUAAGGAGAGGAUUUCGGAGGAACAGCGUCAAAUUAUUUUUAAACGAUACUGGAGCAUGGGAUCUCUAGUUAAACAAAGAGAAUUUAUAUCCAGACAUAUUAGGGAAAUCAAGCCUAAAUACCAAUACAAAAAAAUUGAUAGCAAUAGAAAACCUAAACAUUCUUUUUAUUUCACUAUAGAUGGGGAAAAAAUUAAAGUUUGCAAAGUCUUUUUCAAAAAUACAUUGGGAUUAAAUGACAGACCUAUUCGCACCGUGAUUGAAAAAUUGAAUUCGUCAGGAAUCGUUGAACCAGAACUUCGAGGUAAACAUAACAAACAUCGUCAAGUAGUAUGCCUGGAUGUAACUCAUGUAAAAGAGAAAAUCCACAUAAUUAUACGUUUCACACAUUCCCAAAAAAUAUUGAAGUUCAACAAAAAUGGCUGA